Molecule: messenger RNA, 1104 nt
Organism: Diaporthe amygdali
Lineage: Eukaryota; Fungi; Ascomycota; Sordariomycetes; Diaporthales; Diaporthaceae
Product: oxoglutarate 3-dioxygenase
Exons: 3
Coding region: 1-1104 (367 amino acids)
Source: RefSeq, a predicted model, not a curated record
AUGGCAACAUUGACUGAGACUGCGCCGAGCCCGUCGUAUAAACUGGAGCUGAUGACGGCCUACGGGCCUGUCUACCGGGACGUGCUGAGGACGGCUCCACGAGACUGUGACCCGUCCGAGGUCCCUGUUAUCGACCUCUCUGGUAUCUACGGGGACCUCGAGUCCCGAAAAGCUCUCGCGGCGACUGUACGCGAGGCCGCUGAGAACACGGGCUUCUUCUACAUCAAAAACUCCGGCAUCCCGAAAAAAUUGAUCGAGGCCGCCUACAAUCAGGCCAAGAACCUGUUCGCGCAGCCGGAAGAGAAGAAGCGUGAGGUGUCGACGGCGCAUUCCAAGUGGUUCAACGGGUGGACAGAGAAGCAUGGUAGCCAUCUCUCACCGUCUGAGACACGGGACUACAGGGAGGGCUUUGGGUGGCGCUACGAUCCCAAGUACGAUCCGGACCCCAAGGACCUGGACGCCGUGCCCGAGGACAUCAAGCCGUGGAUUAGGGGGGAGGACUUUGUGUGGGAAAAGACGAGUCACAUCCCUGGCUUUAAGCGGGACAUGAUCGCGUACUGGCAGGAGUGCCUCAAGCUCGCGCGCCGCAUGAUCAGGAUCUUUGCCCUCGCCCUGGACUUGCCAGAGACGUACUUUGAUCACAUCGUCACAUUCCCGGGUGCUGAUGGGGUGCUCAACUACUACCCCAAGAAUGAGGACGCGGCCGAUGCAUCUAUAGACGUCGGGCUGGGCGCCCACACAGAUCUCCAGUCCUUCACCUUCCUCUGGCAGGACUCGGUAGGCGGGCUGCAGGUGCUCACCAAGGAGGGUCAGUGGAUCAGGGUGCCUCCGAUAGCAGACACAUUCGUGGUGAACAUUGGCGACUUCCUGACGAGGCUUUCGAAUGACCGCUUCAAGUCGACCGUGCACAGAGUUUAUAACCACGCCCCAGUCGAUAGAUACUCGAUGCCCUUUUUCUUCGGCUUCAAUUUCAACGAGAAGUGCGGCGUGCUCCCGACGUGCACGAGUGAGAGCAACCCGCCGAAAUAUGAGCCCAUUACCUGUGGGGAGUGGUGCCAGCUGAGGUUUGAGAAGGGCAGCAGGACGAAGAGGCCAGCCUACUGA